AUGGCCUGGAGUUUCCGUGGGAAAGCCCAGCUUGGGGGACUGCUCCUCUCUCUGCUUGGCUGGGUCUGUUCAUGUGUCACCACCAUCCUGCCCCAAUGGAAAACUCUCAGUCUGGAGCUGAACGAAAUGGAGACCUGCAUCAUAGGACUUUGGGAGGUCUGCAUAGAUCAGGAGGAAGUUGCCACUGUGUGUAAGGCCUUUGAGUCCUUCUCGUCUCUGCCCCUGGAGCUCCAGGCAUCCCGCAUCCUCAUGGUAGCCUCCCGUGGGCUGGGACUACUGGGGCUUCUGCUCUCUGGUUUUGGGGCCCAAUGCUUCCAGUCAAGGAUCAGAUGGGUAUUCCAGAGGUGGCUUUGCCUCCUGGGAGGGACUUUGGAGGCAUCAGCUUUGGCCACUCCCCUCUUUCCAGUCUCCUGGGCGGCCUGCGCCACAAUCCAAGACUUCUGGGAUGACAGCGUCCCUGAGAUUGUGCCUUGGUGGGAGUUUGGAGAUGCCCUCUAGCUGGGCUGGGCUGCUGGUGUUUUCCUGGCCCUUGGUGGGUUACUCCUUAUCUCCUCGGCCUGCCUGGGAAAAGAAGAUGUGCCCUCUGUGCAGAUGGCUGUCCCUACAGCAGCCCCACCAUCCUGUGCUCCAGCGGAGAAGUUCGAUCGCUCGUUCCACCUAAUGCCAAGACCUAGGAUCCUGUUCAUCUAG
Molecule: messenger RNA, 690 nt
Organism: Aethalodelphis obliquidens (Pacific white-sided dolphin)
Lineage: Eukaryota; Metazoa; Chordata; Mammalia; Artiodactyla; Delphinidae
Gene: CLDN25
Product: claudin 25
Cellular component (GO): bicellular tight junction; membrane
Molecular function (GO): structural molecule activity
Source: RefSeq, a predicted model, not a curated record